GUCAGUUCCAGCAGCACUGAGCUGCCAUACGGAUGUGUAUCUUGGAAGACUUAUAUGAAAUUCGCUUUUCUUUUAACAGGCAUCAUUGUAGUUCAAGUACGGCUUUUUCAAGCGUUCACCAUCGAAGCUGUUCACGGCCACUCCGAUAAAACGCGGGUACAACCACUGAUUAAAGGAUCUUGGUGAAGAGAGAGCAUUCGGGAAGGCAAAUACUGUCAGAAUAAGCUGGAUUGUUUCGUCUCAUUCAUUUUUUAGAAAAUAUUGAUUUUUCUUAUUUGCAAAAAAACCUGCAUAGUUUGGAGUGCUUUGUACAAAAGAGUGGAAUACAACAUCCGAAGCGGAAAAAACAUCUUGACAAAGGUGCUCCCUUUCAAUCUACUGGCAGCAGCAAUUUAGUAUUUUUUCCAUCUGCUGGAUAUUAUGAUCGAGUUUCGUUUUUCCUUGUGGCGACCGACCGAGGAGCAGUGAUAAAUGUGCUAAAUUGGCUCGGAAUGUAAUUUAAGUCUACAGUGCUACCAGCGGCGACCUCUGCAGCUGAGAGAGAGAGGCACACACUCAAACACACACGCACUUGCACACAACCCACUGGGUCUCGGUGCAUCACGGAUACGGCAUCGGUAACUGAGCUACAAAAUAAAACCGACGGAGAGAUUGACACGCAGAGCUCCAGUCGUAUGACUUAUCAAAGCUAAUCGACUUUCAAAGAAUAUGUUGUGUUGUUGGCAUUAACAGCGACUUGUGUCAUUCACCAUUUUGGUCCUGGAUUUUACAAGAAAUAUUGUCAAGUGUGAGCCUCCUCACUUAAUGGAAAGACGGUCCCCCCUUUGGAUUAUCAAAUAAAAGGAACGAAAUCCAACUUUUCCUUGCUAGAAUCCGAGGAGUUUAACCCUUGGUUUUUGGUAAAGGGCAGCUCUAAGAAUUUGUUAUCCCAGUCCUAGGAAACUUAACUCAUCUGUGGUCCAUAGCUGGGCUGGGUCCUCCGGGUCCAAGAGGGAUCACCAGUUUGGCGUGGAUGACUCGUGAGAAGAGGGACAGUUUUUCGCUGACGGGACUUGUAGCUGAACGAAGACCCUAGGUCAGCUCGAAGGUGGGCAGUCAGAGAAGCAAGGUGCCGCUCUUCUCCCUGAAGGCUCUAUGUUUUUGUAGUUCGGAGUACAAACUUCUUCAAGCACCAAAACCACUACAAUGUUGGCUUGUCUACAGAGAGCACAGAACCCUCCAGCACAGCACUUGACUACCUGUCCAAGCAAGACGCUGGAAACAAAAAAAUGUGAAGCUGUGAUGUCAAUGCAUUCCUCAAGGUACCCCAGUCCUGCUGAGCUAGAUGCAUAUGCACAGAAGGUUGCUAACAAUCCACUGAGUAUCAAGAUAUUCCCAGCCAACAUACGAGUGCCGCAGCACAAGCACCUCAACAGAACUGUCAAUGGAUAUGAUACAUCUGGGCAGCGGUACAAUCCCUACCCCAUGCAAACAACUGGAUACCAAGGUCUAUUGGCAAUAGUAAAGGCAACUGCCAAGAGUGUGGUGAAGAGUUCUGAGGGAAAGCGAACUAAAAUGUCCCCGGCACAAGUCAGCAUCACCUCAUAUCCUGCAUCAAGCACCUUAACACAUGCUCAGGCAUGCAGCGGACAGCUAAAUUACCACAACAGUCAAAAAACUGUUGAAACUCCCAUUCCACCUAAUGUGACUGUAGCUACAUCUGUGAUCCCACUGACAGGCCGGAGUCUGACACUUCAACAAUCAAAUUUGCCCUCCAUUCAGAGUAUCAUUUACCAGAUAAAUCAGCAAUGUCAAGCUCAGCUCACUCAUCCUGCCUGCCAAGGAGUUGUGGUGGCCAACCCAAGUCCAGCCAAGCGUGGCACUACAGCAGGUUUUGCAGCGAUGACUACUGGAGCUGUGGCAUAUACAGGGACUAUUCUACCAGAAUGUCGUGCCGUGGCAGAUGUGGCAGCAACCUCAAAUGCAAAUGUAGCCAUUGCUCCAAAAGCUACCAUGUACCCAGAGGGCAUGGAGUAUUUAAUAUGGCAGCAGAAGCAGCAACAACUUAGAAUGUACAGCAGUGGUAGUGGUGGAGGAGGUGCAAUCAGCAAGUCACCAGAAAUGUGUGGUGGUGUCACUCGCCCUUAUGCUUUAGCAGGUGCAGUUGAAAAAGUUAGCUCCUCCCCAUUGAACUGUGUAGGUAUGCAUGGUAACUUCUCGGUUGGACAUUACUUUGCACCACCAUGGAACAGCAUUCUUGUGACCCCUGACAGUGACUGCUACAAUCCACAGGACAUGGCAAAUGGCCAUCGUGAAGUAGGUGUUCACCCAUCUGAUGGGCUGUCCAGCCUACCCAGCAAAACACUGUGCAACACUUCUAUCCUUAGCAGUAGCCUGCAGUCCUUGGAGUAUCUCAUAAAUGACAUUCAUCCACCUUGCAUUAAAGAGCAGAUGUUGGGAAAAGGAUAUGAGACAGUGUCUGUUCCCCGACUUCUAGAUCACCAACAUGCUCACAUUCGUCUGCCUGUUUAUAGAUAAGAGACUAAUGCUACUUAAAGACAAAUUAAAAAAAAUAGUAAUGGAUAAUGGUGAGAACAUCUGUUGCAAAUAUUCACUGAUCCAGCAACUGAAUGAACUAAGAGUUCUAAAGGGCCCCAGAAUCCUUCGGAUUUAAUUUGGUCUGGACAGGCUACCGUAACUGUUGGAGGCAAAGCAAGAUCAAAUACUUGUUUAGAGAUUUACAGGAUGAUAAAGAAUGAAAAGGUUUCUGCUACCUUUGCAGAAGGUUUCACAGUUUGUGUGCCACUUGGGUUUUGCAUGUGGAAGACCUCCAAAUUCUAUCCUAAGCUGAAUUCCAUAAAAUGUAAUAAAAUAUUUAAAAGUGGUAAAACAAUUGCCAUUAUUAAUGCUGUGUUAUCCCAGGAAAGAGCUAAUGUCAAAUUAGAUAAAAGUUGAAGUCAGUAAGUUGCACUGCUUUGAAUGAAGCUCAGAAUUGGGGACAGUCUGGAGUAUAUUUAAGAAACUUGAAAACUUGAAAGCUUUUUUUCAUUUAAUAUACAAUUAUUUGUUGGCUGCUAAAGAAAAUGUUGUUCUUUUGUUUCAUUAUUGCUUAGUUCUAGAUUUUCUGUUGCUGUUGAUUUACAGUUUGGAUGCUGUCUUGACUUACACUUGAUAAGCCUGAAAGUACAUCCUGUUGCUGUAGAACCAUCAAUGGCUGGAAUCAGUACUGCCAAGUGAUUCACUGCCAUGACACUUUUCUUAUGUUCUGUCUUUGUUUUUGCUAUAUUUUUUUCCUAUUUCCAAAUGUUAUUUGAAUCUUGCUAAUUUAAACUGUGGAAAACAAUGUUGGCAACCAACGGUGCUUUAGAGGCAGAAUCUCUUUUUUUUUAUCGAUGCAUCACCAGAGUUAGCCUGUUUAGGAAGCACUUAAGUAGCAUUUAUUGCAUAAGUGGGCAUAAUCCAAAAUUCCAUGUGCUGAUUUCUUUAUUUUCUUACUGUUAUUUUUCAGAGCUGUAGACUUGCUGCAGUAGUUAUAUGGUUAAGAUUUAAAAAGACAUAAAAGGAUAUUUUUUUUUUCUGAAAAGAGUCCCUCAAAGUGACAGAGUUAGCUAGGUGAAGUCACUUACUUACCACCUGUUCUUUAACUGCAUGUAACCAUGAAAAUAACCUAAGUAACCUUUCAAAGUCAACUCUACAGUUUGUUAGAUUGUAACCUAACUGCAUACUAAAAAUAAGACCUUUCUUGCUGCCUGUGAAGGCAUGUAGUUUUACUGACUAUAAUAUCUUCUUGAGUUUAGCCUGAGAGGUUUUAUACUUUUUUUUUUCUGUCAGCAGUGAAAUCCUCAUAAAAUUAAGGGCAUCUGUUAUAGAAGUAAGUAUGCUAGCUCUCCUUUUAUGGUAUGCUUGAUUUUCAGUCAAAAUACAUAUUUCAGACUUGUUUAUGUACGGAAUGUGAAAGACUUGGUGCAAAAACUGUCAGUGAAACAAGGCAUAUGAUAGUCAUUGUGCCUUUUACUUAGUCACGUGAUGGUUGGUGGCACAGAGUUCAACUCUGGGCCCUGACCUCUGACCUUGCAAACCAGUCACUGUGCUGUUGAUGAAACAGGAGUUGUAUUUAUAUAAAUGAUUUGAUUUGACAGCAUAAGAAAAGAGAUGUUGCCUCUAUGAACAGCCUGUUCAGCACACAGUGCACUCAAAUGUUAAAGCCCGUGUUUGUGCAAAAACUAGCAAUGUUAUUGUACUGUGAGGAAUAAUUUUCACUUCACUCUUAACUACUGUGUUUUGGAAGCAGAACUGAUUUUUGGUAUUGCUUACACUGUUGCAUUUCCAAAAAUAAACCCUGGCUCGAAUCUGAACAUUC
Molecule: messenger RNA, 4339 nt
Organism: Protopterus annectens (West African lungfish)
Lineage: Eukaryota; Metazoa; Chordata; Ceratodontiformes; Protopteridae
Gene: FAM222A
Product: family with sequence similarity 222 member A
Exons: 3
Coding region: 1186-2517 (443 amino acids)
Source: RefSeq, a predicted model, not a curated record